Molecule: messenger RNA, 669 nt
Organism: Chelonus insularis
Lineage: Eukaryota; Metazoa; Arthropoda; Insecta; Hymenoptera; Braconidae
Exons: 2
Coding region: 221-601 (126 amino acids)
Molecular function (GO): protein dimerization activity
Source: RefSeq, a predicted model, not a curated record
GAUCUCUGAUUGGUUAAUACAUGUCCAAUCACAGUUUAGAAUUCCCAACGGCAUACAACUGUUUAUUUGUUCUAUCAGAUAAGGAUUUUCAUUGAGAACUUGGUGCAAUGGGGGAGAACAAAUCAAUAUAUAAACAUCAAUUAUAAAUCUUGGUGAUAAAUUAAAUCUAAAUAGUGAUAAGGUAUUAAAAGAUUUAACAGAUUAUGUGUCAGAAUCAAGUAUGUGGAGUUACGACUACGUUAAGCGAGCAAGUAUAAUCACUUCAGCAUGUCAAUGGUGGCAAAGUAUUUGCCAAAAAUCUUCGUUGAGCAAAAUAGCUGUGGCUAUAUUGACUUUACCUGCAACAUCAGCUGCAACCGAGCGUUCCUUUAGUACACAAGGAUGGAUUCAUUCAUCUAAAAGAAAUAAGUUAAGUAUCGAUAGAGCUGGAAAAAUAACAUACAUUGCAAGAAAUUUAAAAUUACUUAAUCCUUCACCAAAAAAUACAGAAGAAGAAUGGGAAGAAGAUGAGGAAAGUAAUAAAGGAGAGGAUGAAAUAAGUGAAAUUUGUGCUGAGCAUGAAGAAGUUGAAUUUUUAGAAGAAGAAUUUACUCAAGACUAAUUAGUGAUGUUGAUGGAAUUGAAUCAGUAUUAGACUUGUUAUUUCCUAAUGAAAUAUGUCAAUUAUUA